Nymphaea colorata (pocket water lily) is the source of this 4098-nucleotide messenger RNA. RefSeq names its product protein transport protein SEC31 homolog B-like. Gene Ontology annotation, molecular function: protein binding; structural molecule activity. The transcript has 22 exons. Gene Ontology annotation, cellular component: endoplasmic reticulum exit site; COPII vesicle coat. The record is from RefSeq and is a predicted model, not a curated record. Bases 306 to 3716 code for a protein of 1136 amino acids. Lineage: Eukaryota; Viridiplantae; Streptophyta; Magnoliopsida; Nymphaeales; Nymphaeaceae. Gene Ontology annotation, biological process: endoplasmic reticulum to Golgi vesicle-mediated transport; COPII-coated vesicle cargo loading; endoplasmic reticulum organization.
AAACCCUUUCAGGGAGAAAUGAAAGAGAGACGACGAAGGGAAGGAAGAGGAAGAAGAAGGCCGAGCAGCAGCAGCAGUAGAGCGAAUCCACCGUUCCCUUCUUCCUUAAAUUUUACUUCUUUGCGGUCUCGGUCAUCUGGAGAUCGAGAUCUUUAGAGUUAUAAGGUUCCAUUUCUGGAAGAAUUUAGCUUCGGAAGAUUGAGAGUGGCCUCAGAUCUGGACUCUACGUGUUCUAAAUUGGGGUUAAGCGAGGGGUAGAUAGGGCGGAAUAUUGUUCGGAAUUGGGGUCCUCCUGAUCGGUGCCCAUGGCGUGCAUCAAAGGCGCCUCGCGAUCGGCAUCGGCGGCGUUCUCGCCGGUUUCGUCUCACCUGGCAGCGGGGACGAUGGCGGGAGCUGUUGAUCUGUCGUUUAGCUCGUCGGCUAGCUUGGAGAUUUUCAAUUUGGACUUCAAUUCGGAUGAGUGGGAGCUUCCUGUGGUCGGGGAGUGCCCCAGCAGCGAGCGCUUCAAUCGAUUGUCGUGGGGGAAGCCUGGAUCCGGCAGCGAAGAGUACUCUCUGGGGUUGAUCGCAGGAGGGCUUGUCGACGGGAGCAUCAACGUCUGGAACCCACAAAAAUUAAUAGGUUCAACGGAUUCUGAAGGCUCUCUGGUUGCACGCCUCCAGAAGCACACGGGACCAGUACGUGGCUUGGAAUUCAAUGUGAGCUCACCCAACCUUCUUGCUUCUGGUGCGGAGGAUGGAGAACUUUGCAUUUGGGAUGUUUCAAAUCCCGCAGAGCCUUCACACUUUCCUUCUCUUAAGGGUGUUGGAUCUGGUGCACAAGGUGAAAUUUCAUUUCUGUCAUGGAACCAUAAAGUGCAACACAUAUUGGCUUCCACUUCAUAUAAUGGAACUACUGUUGUUUGGGAUCUGAAGAGACAGAAGCCAGUGAUAAGCUUUUCAGAUUCAAUUAGAAGGCGAUGUUCUGUUUUGCAGUGGAAUCCUGAUAUCGCUACUCAGCUGAUUGUUGCUUCUGAUGAUGAUAGAUCUCCAUCCUUGAGGGUUUGGGACAUGAGAAACACAAUAUCACCAAUGAAGGAAUUUGUGGGGCACUCUAAAGGUGUCAUUGCAAUGUCAUGGUGUCCUAAGGAUAGUGCCUUUUUACUUACAUGUGCAAAAGAUAAUCGAACAUUGUGCUGGGACACAGUUACUGGAGAGAUAGUUUGUGAACUGCCUGCAAGCACGAACUGGAACUUUGAUAUUCACUGGUACCCAAAGAUUCCUGGAGUCAUAUCAGCAUCUUCAUUUGAUGGGAAAAUUGGUAUUUACAAUAUUGAGGCUUGCAGCCGUUUAUCAUCUGUGGAAAAUGAUUUUGGUGGUGCAUUAUCAACAUCAGGGGCAUCAGUUCAUUUGAGAGCUCCCAAGUGGUUGAAACGUCCAGUUGGGGUUGGUUUUGGCUUUGGUGGAAAGCUUGCUUCAUUCCGUCCUAGUUCUGGACCAGCAGGUGCUCCUGGAAAUUCAGAGGUUUAUGUACAUAAUUUGGUGACAGAAACUAGUUUAGUGGACCGCUCAACUGAAUUUGAAGCGGCGAUUAGAAAUGGGGAUAAGGCUGCAGUGAGGAACCUUUGCCAGAUUAAGUCUCAAGAGACCCAGUCAGAAGAUGAGAGGGAAACAUGGGGCUUCCUUAAGGUGAUGUUUGACAUUGAAGGUGCAGCCAGGACAGAGCUACGCACGUAUCUGGGUUUUCCUGCUGCUGAAAACAUGAAUGUGAAUGAUGAUCUUAGCCAGGAAAUGGAGAACUCUCUUUCUUUAGAUGAAAAAAUAACUGAUAAAUUAGGGGCGGAUGCUUCUUUCCUGGGGAUACAAGAAACAGACAAUGGAGAAGACUUCUUUAACAAUCUUGAAAGCCCAAAAGCAGCGCCAGCUUCUCUCUCGGAAGAUGUGGUUGUUGAAAAUGCAGCUAUUCCUAAUGGUGAAGAAGUGCAUCAGGAAUCAGAAGGAUUGGGUGGAAGCCCAGGAUCAUCCAUUGAUGAAGUUAUUCAGCAUGCUUUAAUCGUUGGUGACUAUAAGGGUGCUAUCUCUCAUUGCCUCUCUGCAAACAGAAUGGCAGAUGCCCUAGUUAUUGCUCAUUGGGGUGGUAUGUGGGAGAGCACUCGGGAUCAAUACCUGAAAAGAAGUCAUUCCUCUUAUCUAAAGGUUAUAUCUGCUUUAGUGGGAAAUGAUCUCGUGAACCUUGUCAACACCAGGCCUCUGAGUUCCUGGAGGGAAACACUUGCCCUUCUUUGUACGUAUGCACAAGGAGAUGAGUGGACUACUCUGUGUGACAACCUUGCUUCGAGACUAAUGAUAGCAGGAAACACAUUACCUGCUACAUUGUGCUAUAUUUGUGCUGGAAAUAUUGAUAAAACAGUGGACAUUUGGUCAAGAAGUAUAAGAUGUGAUCAUGAUGGAAGGAGCUAUGUCGAUCGUCUUCAGGAUCUGAUGGAAAAGACAAUUGUCCUUGCUUUGGCAACUGAACAUAAGCAAUUCAGUUCCUCCUUGUCAAAGCUGUUGGAGAACUAUGCUGAACUUCUUGCUAGUCAAGGACUUCUAACUACAGCAAUGGAGUAUCUAAAACUGUUGGGAACUGGCAAUUCCUCCCAUGAGCUGGAAAUUCUCCGAGAUCGUAUUGCUUUCUCUGCAGAAGAAAAGGAGGGAUUAAAGGCUUCACAUUUGGAUAGCAUGCAUCCCCAACAAACAUCGGCAUAUGGAUCUGAGCAAUCAGACUUCAACAGGAUUGAUAAUUCUCAGCAGUACUAUCAGGAGCACACACAACAACAAGCACGUGGUUUACCUGGCAGUCCUUAUGGAGAAGGUUAUCAGCAGCCUUUUGCUGCCUCAUAUGGAGCAAAUUAUCAGCCAGUUGAUCCUAGGCAGCAGUUCCAAGAUUAUGUGAACCAGCCAUACCAAACAGCAGCAACACCUUCCCAGAUGUUUGUCCCACAACCGGUUCAGCAAGUUCCACAGCAGUUCACCCCAGCUAUGCCAUCAGCACCCCCGAUCAGACAAUUUUCUCCUACUCCCCCACCUGCACUGAAAAAUGUAGAGCAGUAUCAACAAUCUUCGUUGGCUGCCCAUCUUUAUCCUGGAAAUGCUACUACUCCCUUAUUCCAACCUGCAAUGCCGACUUCCAUUUCUCAUGUAGCAAACACAUCUCAACCAACUCCUUUCUUGCCAAAUAAAAUGCCGAGUCAAAUUGCAUCAGCUCCUAAGGGCUUUAUGCCAGUAACAAGCCCAGGAUUUGUUCAGCAACCUGCCCAGCCAUCAACACCAGCCCAAGUAGCAGAGCCACAAUCAUCUGGUAUUCCCCCACCAUCAGGACAAGGUGCACCACCUACGGUGGAGACAGUUGAUACUUCAAAAGUAUCUGCUGAACUGAGACCAGUCAUUGGGGCACUGACUAAACUCUAUGAAGAUACAUCCAAAGCACUAGGGGCUCCAAAUGCAGUUGCAGCAAGAAAACGUGAGAUUGAUGAUAACUCUAAGAGAAUUGGGGCUUUAUUUGCUAAACUGAACUCUGCAGAUAUCUCACCUAAUGCUGCCUCCAAGCUUGUUCAGUUGUGUCAAGCUUUGGACAAAGGGGAUAUCUCUGGUGCUCUCCAUAUUCAGGUCCUUCUGACGACGAGUGAUUGGGAUGAGUGCAAUUUCUGGCUUUCUUCACUCAAGCGAAUGAUAAAGAUGAAGCAAAAUGUGAGAUGAAGAAAGCAACUUAAGCAUCUGACGGCUUUUCUGUGAUUGCCCAUGCCAAAAAAGAGUUGCAACGGACCUUAUGAUCGUGGACUCAGUCUCAUUUCAUCAUUCAUCUAUGGAAACAAUUUGUCCACAUGGUAGUGCCAAUUUUUCAGUCGUUUCAUUUUGAUGAAACAUUGAGCACAGUGCCCUUCGAUGCUUCUUUUUUCAGUUGGUGGGUGUACAAGCUAGGGCAUUGUUGUGAGUUAUACAAACAAACAAACAGUUUAUGGUUCCAGCAAUUUUUGUGUCCUUUAUUGAUUCCAUUGUUCUACUUUUGGUAAUUUUGGAUGUAAAUUUGUUGAAGAUGUGAAUUUUAGAUUUUAUAUAUACCAUGUUAUCAGCCUUCCCA